Debaryomyces fabryi is the source of this 324-nucleotide messenger RNA. RefSeq lists its product as uncharacterized. Gene Ontology annotation, molecular function: agmatinase activity; metal ion binding. The transcript has a single exon. The coding region runs from base 1 to 324 and encodes 107 amino acids. NCBI's taxonomy places the organism in Eukaryota, Fungi, Ascomycota, Pichiomycetes, Serinales, Debaryomycetaceae. The record is from RefSeq and is a predicted model, not a curated record.
AUGAGUAGAGACAUCGACAACAUGGGAAUUUCUGGAAUUAUAAAGAGAAUAAAGGAUAGAGUGGGUGAUUCGAAAGUUUAUAUUACGGUGGAUAUUGACUCUCUCGACCCAGGUUCUGCACCAGGUACUGGUACUGUUGAACCUGGCGGGUUUAGCAGCAGAGAAUUGUUAACAAUUUUGGAUGGAUUAGAGGGUCUAGAAGUUAUUGGAGGUGAUGUGGUUGAAGUCUCGCCGCCGUACGAUACCAACGAAAUAACUACAAUGGUUGCAAGCGAGGUGGCAAGAAGCUUACUAGGGCUUAUGGUGAUUACUCCAACUCAGUAA